AUGCACUACACUAGCAUCUUCAUUGCCGCCGCUGGCGCCUCAGUCGCCGCUGCUCAGGAUUACGCCCCUCCUGCCCAGGACUACGCUCCUCCUGCUUUGGAUACCACUACCCUCACCUCGACCACUACCCAGGUUGUCACUCUCACGCAGUGCAACCCCACAGUGACCGACUGCCCUCUGCGCACCCAUACCUCUACUGAGGUCGUUGUUACUACCUCCACCGCUGAGCCUGAGGUUCCCGCCGAGCCUACCACAUCUGUCUACGUUGCUCCUACCACCUCAGUCUACGUUGCUCCUACCACCUACGAGCCCGUUGUCAACACAACCAGCCACCACGAGGUCCCUACCAUUGUCAACACCCCUACCAUUGUCACCACCAAGAAGGCGCCUCUCCCCAAGACCACCUACUACCCCGCUGGUAACACAACCGUCAAGGCUGGUCCUACUGCUCCCUUCUCUCACUCCACCAAGCUGCCUGUCCCUACCAGCAACGGUACUCCCGAGAAGCCUGGUUACGAGGCCCCCCCUGCCUCCCCUGAGGCUCCUUCAAGCGUCCCCACCGCCGGUGCCAGUGGCCUCAUCGCCUCUUCCAGCUUCCUCGGUGCUGCUAUGGUCGCCGCCAUGGUUGUCCUCUUCUAG
Fusarium venenatum is the source of this 639-nucleotide messenger RNA. RefSeq lists its product as uncharacterized. NCBI's taxonomy places the organism in Eukaryota, Fungi, Ascomycota, Sordariomycetes, Hypocreales, Nectriaceae. The record is from RefSeq and is a predicted model, not a curated record.